AUGCAGGCAGAAUUUAAAUCGAGCAUCAACGAUUUCCUAGAGCAGCUUCCAAAUCAUGCAAGACUGUAUCAAAAGCCAGCGGCUUGCCUUGCUGUUUUUCGAUUAUUACCGAUUUUGGCAAGACAAUAUGUAAUGUCCAUGCUUUUUAAUCCUAUGCCUGUCGCUCUUUCAGACUUUGAUUUAUGGACGAAAAUGUCGAGUAAAGUAUAUCAAUCAGAAUCAUUUAACAAACUUGUGAGCAUGCACAUUUUUCAAUUUGAUGGACAGCACAUUAUUCUUAACGAGGAAUUCCGGAAGCAGUUUAUUACUGCUCUCACCGGCGGUGGGAAUCAUAAUUCAUUUGGUGUUCCCUGCACCGAUGAAGACAAGCAUCAUGUGGAUUUAGACUUUCUAGAUAAAUACGCAAAGGAGACUUGGGAAACUAUUUUACAUUUCAUGGUAGGAACGCCAGAGGGUAAAUAUCCCGGAGAAGGAGUCCUAAGUUUACUUCGAAGAGGAGGUUUAAUGACUGGUCCCAAGAAUCAAUUGCGAAUUACGCACUCAGGUUUCCAAUUCCUUUUGCAAGAUAUCAAUACACAAAUCUGGACUCUUUUGCUUGAGUAUCUCAAGCUUUCCGAAGAUACACAUAUGGAUCCUAUUCAAGUUUUACAUUUUCUAUUUAUGCUAGGAAGUUUGGAAUUGGGAAGAGAUUAUUCUGUAGAUUUCUUGACUGACACUCAACAAAUUAUGCUGGAAGAUUUACGAGAGUACGGGGUCGUGUAUCAAAGGAAAACGACAUCAAAGCGAUUUUAUCCUACGCGUCUCGCAACGAGCUUAACAACUGACUCUCACGCACUAGAAGGUGCCAAGAGUGAUAAUGACGCUGACAAGGGGUUCAUUAUUGUAGAAACAAAUUAUCGUUUGUAUGCCUACACAAGCUCGCCUCUACAGAUUGCCAUCAUAGGUUUAUUCGCUAAUUUACGAGCGAAGUUUUCAAAUUUGGUUGUUGGCGUGAUCACUCGUGAUAGUAUUCGAAGAGCUCUGAUGAAUGGUAUUGCUGCUGAACAAAUUAUCACAUACUUUUCUACGCAUGCUCAUCCACAAAUGAGAGCGAAUGUACCUUUACUUCCUCCUACAUUAGUGGAUCAGAUCUAUUUAUGGGAAUUAGAAAAGAACCGUUUGAAGGCGACACCAGGAAUACUAUUUCGAGACUUUCUUACUGACAUGGAAUUUGACCAAGCCGUGGAAUACGCAAAAGAACUGGGUGUCCUUGUGUGGGAUAGUUCGAUCAAACGCAUGUUUUUUAUUACCACAGCUGGCGCGCAGCCGAUGAUUGCCUUCUUGAAAAGGAAAGCUGUAAAAUAA
Molecule: messenger RNA, 1344 nt
Organism: Schizosaccharomyces osmophilus
Lineage: Eukaryota; Fungi; Ascomycota; Schizosaccharomycetes; Schizosaccharomycetales; Schizosaccharomycetaceae
Gene: tfb2
Product: transcription factor TFIIH complex subunit Tfb2
Exons: 3
Coding region: 1-1344 (447 amino acids)
Biological process (GO): nucleotide-excision repair
Cellular component (GO): transcription factor TFIIH core complex; transcription factor TFIIH holo complex
Molecular function (GO): ATPase activator activity; double-stranded DNA binding
Source: RefSeq, a predicted model, not a curated record